This is a messenger RNA of Ctenopharyngodon idella (grass carp), 4782 nucleotides long. Its product is annotated as gastrula zinc finger protein XlCGF57.1-like. Gene Ontology annotation, cellular component: nucleus. Gene Ontology annotation, molecular function: RNA polymerase II cis-regulatory region sequence-specific DNA binding; DNA-binding transcription activator activity, RNA polymerase II-specific. The record is from RefSeq and is a predicted model, not a curated record. Gene Ontology annotation, biological process: regulation of transcription by RNA polymerase II. The transcript is spliced from 3 exons. Bases 61 to 1362 code for a protein of 433 amino acids. Lineage: Eukaryota; Metazoa; Chordata; Actinopteri; Cypriniformes; Xenocyprididae.
UAUUUAAUCCGUUUAAAACGAUAGAAACAGUUAACUCUGCUAAUUAUUCUCUUCUUAAAGAUGGUGUUUAUUAAAGAGGAGACUGAAGACAUGAAGAUUGAAGAAACAUUCAGAGUGAAACAUGAAGAUACUGAGGAACAAACAGACCUAAUGGCACUGAAAGAGGCGAGUCAUGAACUUUAUGUAAGGGAAGAAAAGAAAGAACAUUAUGAUAAACAUCAUGAUUUCAUGACUGGGGAAAGAUCCACAAAGGCUAAAAAGACUUCCUCACAAAAAAGAGCUCAAAAGACAGGAACUGAAAGUUAUUUUACCUGCCAACAGUGUGGAAAGAGUUUUACACAUAAAGAAAACCUUAAAGCCCACUUGAGAAUUCAUACGGGAGAAAAGCCUUACACCCGCCAACAGUGUGGACAGAGUAUCACUGUAAAAAGAAACCUUAAAGACCACAUGGGAACUCACACUGGAGGGAAACCUUUCACCUGUCAACAGUGUGGACAGAGUUUCAGUCAAAAAGGAAACCUUAAAGUCCACAUGAGAAUUCAUACUGGAGAAAAGCCUUACACCUGCAAACAAUGUGGAAAGUGUUUCAGUCAAAAAGGAAGCCUUAUAGUCCACAUGAGAAUUCACACUAGAGAGAGCCCAUUCGCCUGCCAACAAUGUGGACAGAGUUUCACUGUAAAAGGAAACCUUAAAGACCACAUGAGAAUUCACACUGGAGAAAAGCCUUACACCUGCCAGCAAUGUGGAAAGAGUUUUAGUCAAAAAGGUAGCCUUAAAGUCCAUAUGAGAAUUCACACUGGAGAAAAGCCUUACACCUGCCAACAGUGUGGACAGGGUUUCAGUGGAAAAGGAAAACUUGAAAUCCACAUGAGAGUUCACACUCAAGAGAAGGCUUAUUUCACCUGCCAACAGUGUGGAAAGAGUUUCACACAUAAAGGAAGCCUUAAAGUCCACAUGAGAAUUCACACUGGAGAAAAGCCUUACACCUGCGAACAGUGUGGAAAGAGUUUCACAUAUAAAGGAAGCCUUAUUGCACACAUGAGAAUUCACACUGGAGAGAGCCCAUUCGCCUGCCAACAAUGUGGACAGAGUUUCACUGUAAAAGGAAACCUUAAAGACCACAUGAAAAUUCACACUGGAGAGAAACCUUUCACCUGCCAGCACUGUGGAAAGAGUUUCAGUCAAAAAGGAAGCCUUAAAGACCAUAUAAGCACUCACACUGGAGAAAAGCCUUACACCUGCACUCUGUGCGGGAAUGGCUUCACUCGGGAACGAAGCCUUAGGGAACACAUGAAUAUUCACACUGGAGAGAAGCCAUUCAUAUGUGGCCGUAUGCGAAGAGGCAUGAAUCUUCAUGAAUAAUGCUGUGACUCACACCUGAGGGGAUUAAGACCCUGCCCCUAAUGAGCCGCAUAAUGAGCCAUUCAGCCAGGAAUGUGACUGAGUGAACUAAGAAAGAAUCCAAUGACAAAAGAAAUAUAUCAUUUUUUUGUUUGAAGUUUAUUUAAAAUAUAGUUAACUAUAUAAAUGAGAGUCAAAGACACAUUUGAAUACACAGUUAUACCUGGAAAUAAAUCCUGUUCAAAGAUAAAUGUGAACAUCACAUACCUGGCAUUUGGUGUUUCUGCACUGGAAGAAAAAAAAGAAGAAAAAAAAACUUUCCUGUUUCCAGUCAGUGAUCUCAGUAUCGUAUUCAUGCAGUCCAAUGUGGGCCAAUAUCUGGAAACUAUAAUUCUCAAAUCUGUGAGAUAAAAGAAAAAAAAAAACCCUCUGUGAGAAUGCUGAUAUCAGGAUCAUAUCAGCUAUUGUAUUAACAUUAAUAUAAUGUUCACUCUUAACUCUUUGUGAUCUCAUGCAUGCACGUAUUAUUGCACAUCAUGUGAAGAAAAUUUUGUAUAGGCCUAUUAUAUUUUAAAUUACAGUACCAGUCAAAAGAUUUGACACAUUACUAUUUUACAUUUUUUUGAAAGAAGUCUCAUUAAGUCUCUGAAACAGCCAAUAGUGAGCCUGCAAGUGUGAAGUCACAGGAGCAUGACACCAAUUAUUUAAUGCAAUUAUAAUGAAAUCAUUAAUGAAUUUAUUUUGAAAACUUGCUUUGCAUUGUGCAAAAUUCUCACAAAUUAGUAUUGAUGCUGUGGAAUUCUUUUCUGUGUCUCCUCAUUUACAGUUGGAUUGAUGAUGUGAACAUGAGUUUCAACAACUCCAGGAAAGCCAGAAAUCCUCAUGAUGGUCAGUUUGAAAGUCAAUGAGCUGCUAAACAGUAGUGGCCAAAAGUGAUGUUUGGCUUAGGAAAAUUUACAUAUUCACCCUUGAUUCAAAUAUGAUUAAAGGGGUGGUUGAUUCUGAUUUGACGUUUUUAAGUUUAGUUAGUGUGUAAUGUUGCUGCUUGAGGAUAAACAACAUGUGCAAAGUUACGAAACUCAAAGUUCAGUGCAAAGGGAGAUAUUUUCUUUUAAAGAAUUCGAUUCACGAUUCAUGGGUGUUCGAUUCGAUUCAAGAACUAUUUUUGCAAAUUCAAAACGAUUCGAUUCGAGACGGUUCACAUUAAAAUUCGAUGCAAUUUGAUUCUCCAUUUUAAUAUGCAGGACUCAGGACUAUUGCUGUUUCGAGAGAGAGCUGUCGUCUGCUCAUGUGAACAACAGUGGGCGUCCUGAGGAGAGCUCCAACAUGGGCUGCUCAAAAAUGUGUCAGUGAGAGCUACUGACGGAGCGUGAGCGCAAUCCAGUGAAAGGCGGUAGAGAGUGCAGAGCGUGUCUGUGAAGGAGAGCUGUGAGGGCAUGAAUUACGGCGCACAACGUCUCCAUCAAUUUGCACAUGUAGUAAUUUAAUGUUUAUAAGCACUGAAUCACUAUAGAAUCGUGAUUAAUCCGAUACUCAACAUUUCACAUCGAUUAUUGACCGAAAUUAACGAUUCACGAUUCAAAAAACAUGUUUCAAGAUCGAUGCAUAUGCAUCGUCAGGAUUUGUAAUGGAUGCAUCGAGAAAACGAGUGAAUCGUUACACCCCUACUGUUGAAGGAUUACAACAAACGGCUGGUGGGACUACAACAAGCUUCUUCCUGGGUUAGUGACAUCACUAACCCUAAAACUUACAUAAACCCCACCCCCGUGUUAUUGCAAUACAGUACGUAACAUAAAUGCAAUAGCAUGUCAUAAAAACAAGUUGACAAUGUAAUUAAACUAAACUGUUAUAUCUUCAUGCAGCAUAUAUUCUCUGACUCUGUAGGCAUUUUACAACAGUUCCCACACCAGCGAUUUAUAGAUUAUCAUGACAGAUAUGCUAAUCAAUGACUUUAAGAUAUCCAACAUCAGCUACAUAAAAUAAGCAACUAACCAUUCAGAAACGUCCUGUUGCAUUCUACAUGUUGUCACUUCUUCUUGAGUCUCUCCAUCAUUGUCCAACUUUGGUUUGAACAUAAAAGGUUCAACAUUUUCUGACAUUUUCAGUGAGUCCUUGUGAGGUAAUCGGCGCUGCUAACAAUAUGUGCUAACAUGAGCUGUUUCUCAAUAUGCGUUCUUGUCUGUACUUUUGUUCUUGUGUUCUUGUGAAACGUCAUCAGUCGCUGCCAAAGUACUGUUGCAAUUAAAAGUUCACAUCUAGCCAAGUACAGUUCAAAUCCCCGGAUGUGUUCUUGAUCCGCCCCUUUUAUCGAGGAUGCAUCGAGAGGUGACUUGUGCGGACUUGAGUCAGCCAGGUAUUCCAGAAUGCAUCUCGCAAUAACCAGCAAGCAUCAAUAGUAAAGGAGAAAACCCGCGUAAUUUAAACAUGUUACUGUUAUUAUGUCAUAACAUGUAGUUUUCAGAGUUUCCAGGUGAGAAUGUACUGGUUUAAAGCUCAAAUCUGUGGUUUGUUGAUAAAGGUAGCGCCUUUCUGAAAAUUUGAUCUGACGUUGUUGUUGUUGUGAGAUCCAGGCGAUCACCGGGUGCUUAGCGCUCAUGUACCCAGCAGAGUACAGCCUUACCUCGGCUAGUCCUUCUGACAUUUGCUGCUGGCUCUGAUGUCUCUGUAGUGCUUAAACAUAACAUAAUUUGUCUUUUGUAUAUCUAACAGAGGAUUUUUUGGUCUCAUGAAUCUAUAAUUUGUUCUGUGGCAAAUCAUUUUGGCUGAAGGCAAAGUGAUGUUUCAUAACUUUAUAUAUUUAGGCUAUUUAACUUUACUGUUGUAGCCUACUAAAGCACUGAUUUUGUAUUGUUUGCUUUAUUUCUUAUUGUAUAUUCUUAUACCUUUUACAAUGGCUAUUAUUGAUCAUUAAAACUGACAUUUAACAAAAAGAGACAGAGUUGUGUUUUAUGUUAUAUUUCAAUUUAUUACAGUGAAGAUAAUUAGAGAAUGCACAUAUAUUUGUCACAGGCACACCAGGCUCCACCAUCAGCCAAUCACAGCACACUCCCUCACCAGAGUACUAAACACACACACCUGUUACCCAUCAGCACCUCAUCACAGCAGACUUAAAAGCACAUCACUCACCUCAGUCAGUUGUCUGGUCUCGUUCUAACGAAGGACUCUUCAUGUUGAUCUCCAAGACUUCUGAAAUACUUACCUGUUCUUCUCCAGCGUGUUUUCUCAGUCUCCGUGCUUCCUCGUCUGUGUGUGAGUGUACCCACCUACAUCAUGUGUUCAUCCCGUCAACGGCCAACCACCCAUCCACGAUCUGCAAACCUGUAAGACAAAGGACUGUAUCAGAGUUCAGUAUUCACUCCACUAAGACUCCAUCUUCUACCCACUUACCUGCAUUACAGUGUUUACUUUGCUGUUCACCAAUAAAACUACCAUCUGCUUCCA